UGAGACUGAUCCCACCCUCCUCAUCCCGAGAGAGGACUAGCUCUAUGUGCUAUCCAGCAUGACAGCAUUGCGCUGCUGCCUCCAAUUUAGCGUCAGUCAUGACUCCGGCCGUAAAGACUAGCAGCAGCAGCAGGGUGCCUGGAUCUCUGCUGCUCCCUCUCAUAGCAUUCCUGUAUGGACUCCUUCUUCAUUACAGCUCUGCAGAUCCCAUGGUCCCCAUCAGCAAAGACAUGUUCAUCAUGGAAAGUGUUGAGAUCAAUAUGUGCAUUACAAUGAAUUCAUCAGGCCUUUUCUUGCAAAACUGCAAUCCCCAUAAUGGAACCAUGCUGUGGAAAUGGGGAGCAGGACGGCGUCUUUUCAACAUUGGAAGCAGCAAGUGCAUGGGCCUGUACCUCUCAAUUCCAGAAGAGCCUUUAGCAAUGGUUGAAUGUGACUCCCCACAGCACACAUUAAGCUGGAGAUGCAGCGACGGGCUUCUCAGUGGCGUGGAUUAUUAUAAACUUGCCGCUGUAGAUGGGAAAGUGGUGGCCAGGAAACAGUUACUUCAUAAAUGGAGAGAUUAUUUAUCAUCCACUGAAAACGUUUGUGACCAUUACUUCCAAGAAAUACAUACACAUCAAGGGAAUGGUAUGGGCAAGCCAUGUGUAUUUCCUUUUAAACACAAUAACACCUGGUAUCAUGAGUGUACUACAGCAGGAAGAAGUAAUGGCAUGUACUGGUGUGCCACCACCAUGGUUUAUGACAGCGACAAAAAAUGGGGCUACUGUCCUAGCAAUGACGGUGCCUGUGAUGUUUUAUGGGAGAAAAACAAUCUUACACAUGUGUGCUACCAGUUCAACCUCAGGUCUGCGCUCCCUUGGAGUGAUGCCCGGGCAUCUUGUCUAGCGCAAGGCGGAGAUCUGCUCAGCAUCAUGAAUGUGGCUGAACAGAAAUACAUUUCCAACAGGCUAUACCAUACUGGAGUCAUGUUAUGGAUUGGCCUCAACCAACUAGAUGGCAGUGUUGGCUGGCAGUGGUCAGAUGGCACAGCACUUGCAUUCAUCAACUGGAGAACAAAUUUCACCUCUCAUUCCUUUGAAGAGAAGCAUUGUGGAGUAUAUGACGCAGUAGGACAGCACACCUGGAAUAGCUUUGAAUGUGACUCUAGAUUGCCAUAUGCUUGUAAAAAGUACCUCACACCGAGACAACAUGAAACCUUUGAAAACUGGAAAUACUACCCAACAAAAUGUGAGCUUGAUUGGUCCCCUUACAACCGGCAUUGCUAUAACCUCCAGACAGAAGAGUUUAGCUGGUUUGAAGCAUCAGCCGCUUGUAUCACCAAUGGAGGAGAAUUAAUGAGCGUGACCUCACUGGCAGAAAUUGAGUUUCUACUGCAUUUUCUUGCACAUGAGAAUGUGAGUGAGGCCUGGAUUGGACUAAGCACAAUAGAUAGGGACCUGGUCACAUUUCAGUGGUCGGAUGGCUCGGCAGUGACCUUCACCAGCUGGCAGAGACAUGAACCCGUCAGCCGAGAGGACAUUAAACUCUGUGUGUCUGCUCAGAGAGCUGGGGGAAACUGGAAAGCCGGACUUUGCAGCACACGUCUGGUCUCCAUCUGUAAGAAACCUGAACUAGCUGAGACAAUAAUGGAUGUUACGGUAGAGCAGUGUGACGAGGCCUGGGAAAGACAUGGUGCUUAUUGUUAUGGAUUUAAUGCCCGAAAAUUAACAUUUCAGGAAGCUUUAAGUGAUUCUUUCUGCCCUCUAGCUACAAUAACUAACAGGUUUGAACAAGCUUUUAUUAACAGCUUGAUAUCUAAUAAGAUUGCAGUUGAAAACCUUUACUUUUGGAUUGCACUGGAGGAUAUGAACAACACUGGUGAAUACACCUGGCUGGUGAACAAUACACAGCUUCGGGAUGUGAGCUUCACAAACUGGAAUAUACAGCAGCCCAGUCACAAUGGAGGAUGUGUUGCUGUGGGCAACAGACAACAUCUUGGUCGCUGGGAAGUGAAGGACUGCAAAGAUUUCUAUGCAAUGUCACUAUGUAAGCAGGUGCUAACAGUUGAAGAAGAGGAAGAAACAACCCCACAUGGAGAAAAUAAGGACCAAGUGUGUCCUUUUACUUGGGAUACAGAGCCAAGCCUUCAGCACUGUUAUAAGGUGUUCCAUCAUGAGAACCUGCUAAGAAAAAGAACAUGGCAGGAAGCUGAAGAUAUGUGCCAGGAUUUUGGAGCCCAUCUCAUUAGCUUCUCAAAUUUGGAAGAACAAACAUUUAUUAUUGAGCUUUUAAACACCAUGUUUACUCCAGGUCAGAAGAGACAGUUCUGGACUGGUUUCAAUAAAAGGAAUCCAUCCAGUGAAGGAUCUUGGGAAUGGACCGAUGGGACUCCAGUUGUGUCAUCAUUUUGGCAAGAUGCACAGAUUCAUUAUGACACAAUGAACUGUGCAGCGUACAGGACAGAUAUGAAAACUGUUGAUAUGAAAUAUUGUGAUGCUAAACUGGAAUGGAUCUGCAAAAUUCCAAAAGGCAUCACACCCAAGAUACCAGAUUGGCAUAAAGAUUUUCCAUGGUUUUUCCAUCAAGGAAAUAAUUAUUUUUUCUAUUAUGAAAAUGCUGAUUAUGAUUCAUUUAAAUUUGUUUGUACUUGGAUGCAAAGCGAAAUAACAUCUAUACAUACUGAGGCAGAACAAGCUUUCAUACACAGCAGAAUAAAAAAGUUGUCAAGCGAGACAAAGAAAUGGUGGAUUGGACUAGAGUAUGACAACCCUAAUGAUGGAUUCCAAAGAUGGGAAGAUGGAUCAUCAGUUAAUUAUACUAAUUGGGAAAAGGAUCCAGUGGGCAGCAGUUUCUCAGUGAAAACCAAGCAUUGUGCGUAUAUGGCAUCAGACACAGGGCUAUGGAGUUAUUCAGAUUGUUUUGCUUUGAAUUCGGCAAUCUGUAAAACAAAUGUUAUGUUCAAAAUGGAACAUCCCAAGCCCCACAAAGACCAUGAAGUGCAGAAGCAAGGAAUCUGCCCCCCAAACUGGCUGUACUAUGAAAGCAAGUGCUUCUUUGUACAUAAAAGGGAGGAUGGAAGAGAAUAUGACUGGUAUGCAGCAUCUCACUACUGCGAGGAACACAGCGGAGUUCUGACUGGCAUUACGAAUGAAAUAGAUCAAGCUUUUAUAAUUAUGCAGCUUUUUGGACAGAAAAACAGCUUUUGGAUUGGGCUCAGAGGCUACCAUUAUGAUAUGUGGGAAAAUGGAGCUUCAGAAACAUACAAUAAUUGGUCUAUAAUUCAGUUUGCCCAUACUAAUGUCAAUUCAUCAGAUACAGAUAAACACGAUCAACUAUGCCCUUUGAUAGCCGCGGAUCAUGAUAUUCAUCCCACCGGUGUACGAUAUCUUACAAACUGUACUGACGAAGGUUAUGGAUUUAUCUGUGAGAAAGAACAAGACAUUUCGAGUAAUGUUAUUGAUGAGUCCGAUAUGUUCCCGGUAUCAGACAUCAUGGAAUAUGGAGACAAAACAUACAGAGUGAUAUCCGGCAAUAUGAGUUGGUAUGAUGCCUCCAAGACCUGCCAGCAAUAUGGGGAUAAUUUGGUUAGCAUUGGUGACCUCUAUUACCAUGGCUUUGUAACAAUCAUUGUCCACCGCAUGGGUUAUUCUCAUUGGAUCGGAUACUACAGAGAUAACCGUGGACGCGAUUUUGAGUGGGAAGAUGGCUCCAGGUCUCGGUUUGUAGCAUGGCAAGAUGCAGAUUCGCCACAGUCAGAUGGGAACUGUGUAUACAUUGACACAAAUGGUUAUUGGAGAACUGAAGACUGUGAUACUGUACUGCAGGGCGCACUGUGCCUUACAUCCGCAGGUAACAAACCUGAAGAUUAUGGCGGUGUGUGCCCAGAAGAGUGGAUACCUUUCCAGAACUAUUGCUACAGCUUUUCAUCAGUUCUAAACACCACUUAUUUCCACGCAGCCGAAGACUUUUGUAAACAACAAGGUUCUAGAAUCCUUACAGUUUUAGAUGAAGAGGAAGACCUGUUUAUUCAGGAUGAGCUGCAGACUUUCACCUCUGUGCAGACAAUCUGGUUAAACAAAAUAAUUUCCCUUAAUAGUAGUACUGUAACUUGGUCAGAUGGCACUCUGGCAAAUUAUUCUAACUGGGAUCACUUGGAUUCUGCUGCAGCAAUUGGUGACUACUGUGUGGCUAUGCUGCUGAGUCGUGGUAAAUGGAGCAAUGCACUGUGCAGUGACAGGAGAGGAUUUGUAUGUAAGAAACCCAAAGAUAAACAACUAUCAGAAAACAACCUGAAUGUAGCACGGACAAGUCACGCAGUUAUCCCACUUGUUGUGGUAACAACACUAAUACUAUCUGCGCUCAUCAUUUUUUUCGGCUAUCUGUUUAAAAAGAACAAAAGUCUCACAGACCUUGGUAUUCAGACCAUCCAGUGCACAAAGUUCAGCAUUGAGGCUGCUGAUGUAGAGGAAUGCAUUCUAAUCACACAGCUGGAAACAGAGGACAGCAAAUAGACUUUAAAAGACACCAGAAGAAUAAAGAUGAUUUUGUAUUUGUAAAGACACUAAUUUGUUCAAAUGUU
Molecule: messenger RNA, 4558 nt
Organism: Pseudophryne corroboree (corroboree frog)
Lineage: Eukaryota; Metazoa; Chordata; Amphibia; Anura; Myobatrachidae
Gene: PLA2R1
Product: phospholipase A2 receptor 1
Exons: 30
Coding region: 99-4490 (1463 amino acids)
Cellular component (GO): signaling receptor complex; plasma membrane
Molecular function (GO): signaling receptor activity
Source: RefSeq, a predicted model, not a curated record